This is a messenger RNA of Cetraspora pellucida, 1038 nucleotides long. The record is from the annotation of a GenBank genome assembly. NCBI's taxonomy places the organism in Eukaryota, Fungi, Glomeromycota, Glomeromycetes, Diversisporales, Gigasporaceae.
AUGCCAGAUUUGGAAAGUUUAUACACGCUACACGCUUAUGGAAAGCUUUCAAAAGUUCGGUUUGCCGCUUCGCAACAGGCAUACGAUAGUCGGAUCACGUUAUUCGCAACAGGUACUUGGGACGAAAAAAAGAAUAAUGCUUUAACGUUAUGGAAAUUGGAAGAAAUACCAAUCAGUCUGCGCAAUCUCGUUCCUUUUUCAUACGAAAAUAAAAUUAUCGCUAAGGUAGAUCACAAGGGAGAUGUGAGGGAUAUGCAAUUUAUUGGCGAUAGUUUCUUGCUCACGUCAUCCUCAAAAGGUUGUCUUAAUGUCUUCAAUUGCAUCAAGUCCGAACGUCAGACUGAGCAUGAAACAGAUUUCGAGAACAAAAGCGCUGCAGCUACGGGCAUGGCGAUCAAGCCUUUCGGUUCUCCAGAUACUGAAAUUGCUAGUGUCGGAGAAGAUGGUAGACUUGUCCUUUUUAAAAUUACUGAUCAAAAUCAUUACCAAGUAGUAGAUGAUGCCGAUGCAUCUGGUCUCAGAGCAGUUUCGUGGCCGUCUUCGGAUCGAAUAAUUACUGCUGGGAGUUCCGGGCAACUAAGAAUAUUUGAUUAUAGAAAUCCGAACAAACCGUGUGCUAAGUUUUAUGAUUCCGCUCAUCCGAGGGAUUCUCUGAAUUGUUUAAAGGUUAAUUCAUCACAGGUGCACCAAAUUGUUUCAGGAAGUUCUCAAGGUUUUGUGACAAUAUGGGAUACUAGGAAUCUGUCAAGACCAGAGAAACAAUCACAUCCGCAUAAAAAUAGUGGUAUUGCCGUAUAUCUGUAUAUAUCAUUAGCUGUUCUGAGCUGUUCCGAGGACGGCACGAUUGGAAUCAUGGAUUUUAAUGCGCAUGCCGAAAACCUUAGGCACCAUGGUUCAUUGCGGGAUUCAAUAUUAAUUCGAAAACUAGGAAGUGGAUUCAAUAAUCUUGCUAUUAAUUCGAUUGAUUACCACCCAGUAGCAAGAUUGCUAAUUGGUGGAGGGGAUAGUCAAAAUUUACUUUUAAAAGAAUUGGAAUAA